AUGUCUAAGUCCCCACUACUAGCGGCGGACGCUCGAGUGCUGAGCUACACUGAUUCAGUUCCAGAUAAGUCGAUUCCCUUUGGUCAAGUAGACACGCUCAACAAGAGAGGCGCUAAAAAAACAGGUAGAGUGCCUGUUCCACCUCUGCUGCUGCUGCUGCAUCAUUACCACCAUCAUCAUCACCAUCAUCACCGAAAACAUGCAAAAAAUAAGGUAGCUACGCCGAAGCUUGACACUUUUGAAGGUGUGUUUCUUCCAACUUCAUUGAAUGUUUUGUCCAUUUUGAUGUUUUUGAGAUUUGGCUUCAUUCUUGGCCAAAUGGGUAUUACUGGUACGUUCUUACUUCUUAUUAUGUCAUAUACAAUUGAUAUUUUAACUACGUUGUCCAUUAGUGCCAUCUCCACGAACGGUACGGUGAAGGGCGGCGGUGCCUAUUACAUGAUCUCAAGGUCAUUGGGCCCUGAAUUUGGUGGUGCAAUCGGUAUUAUUUUCUUUAUUGGUCAAAUUUUGAAUUCCUCCUUGAAUGUUGUAGGUUUCAUCGAACCAUUGUUGGUGAAUUUCGGCCAAAUCGAUGGAGAUAUGAUCCCAAUCUUACCCGUGAGUUACUGGUGGCAGGUUACGUAUUCUACGAUUUUAUUGGCUCUCUGUACCGGUGUGGCGUUGGUUGGAGCUGAAUUGGUGUCGAAAACUGCAUUUUUAUUAUUUAUUGUGCUUUCUUUGAGUACAAUUUCGAUUCCAAUCUCUUCAAUAUUUGUUAGACCUUUCAACUUACCUCCUCCCUUGGACAACUUAUACUACACAGGAUUGUCAUGGAAAACAUUCAUUGAAAACUUGUGGCCACAUUUCACCAGUGGAGCUGCCGGUUCUGGACAACCAUCAGGUGUACCAGAAACCUUUAGAAAUUUGUUUGGGAUAUUCUUCCCUGCAACAGCUGGGAUUUUCGCUGGUGCUUCUAUGUCAGGAGAUUUGAAGACUCCUUCUAAAUCCAUUCCUCAAGGUACUUUGAGAGGCUUGGGGGUUACUUUCAUUUUGUACUCCUUGGUAAUUGCCUCAAUGGGUGCCUCCAUCCCCAGAGAAAUUUUACACAGCGACAUUAAAGUUAUUCAGACCGUUUCCCUUCAUGGAGUUAUUAUCCUUUUGGGAGAAUUUUCCACAUCAUUAUUCUCUGUCAUUAUGGGUAUUGUUGGAGCAGCACUAAUGCUCAAUGCUAUAGCUGACGACAAGAUUAUCCCUGGCUUAUCUAUAUUUACUACGCAGAAGAAGUCUCUGAAACAAAAGAAAUUGGCUCAAGUCUAUAGUAUUAUGAUUACUUGGUUUAUUGCCCAAAUUUUCCUUUUUGCAGAUAUCAAUCAAAUUGCCACGUUUAUUACGAUGGCAUUUUUGAUGACCUUUAUUGUUACCAAUUUGGCUUGUUUCUUAUUGAGAAUGGGUUCUGCUCCAAAUUUCAGGCCCUCUUUCAAGUACUUUAGUUCCAAAACUGCUUUACUGGGUGUCAUCAGCUGCUUUUUGGCGAUGUUCAUUGUGGAUGGUUUAUCAGCAACUUUGGUUGUAAUAUUUUUGUUCUUUUUGAUCAUGAUGAUUCACUACCUGACGCCUCCGCUGAAGUUUGGUGAUAUUUCACAAUUAUUAAUUUAUCACCAAGUCCGGAAAUAUUUGUUGAGGUUGAAAUUACAAAUGAGUGUAAAGUAUUGGAGGCCACAAAUUUUGCUUUUAUGUGAUGAUCCACGGUCUUGUUGGGAGCUCAUUGGCUUCUGUAAUCAUUUGAAAAAGGGUGGUUUGUAUAUAUUGGGACAUGUCGUUGUUAUGAAAGAUGAUACUGAAAAGAGCAAGAAUGAUAGUGAAGGAGGAUACUUUUCGACAACUUCAUUUAAUGAAUUGAGGAAACAAAAUGAUGCAUGGAUUAAGUUACGUGAUUUUUCUAAGAUCAAGGCCUUUGUUCAAAUCGCUUUAGGGCCAACUUUACCUUGGGGGGUGAGAAAUGUGUACUUGGGUUCUGGUUUAGGAGGAAUGAGACCAAAUAUUACUGUAAUUGGGUUCUAUGAAUAUAUAAAACAUGGAGUGGAUUUGCCCGUUUUCAAGAAGAAAAUUGAUCAAUUACCAACAGAUACUUUACGAAAAGAGAGGAAAAUAUCCAUUGGUCAGUGGGUUCAGAUUAUAGAAGAUUUGAUUGUGAUGCAAGCUACUGUUGCAGUUGCAGCUAAUUUUGCGAGAAUGGACUUGCCAACUUUACUUAAAAAGCCUAAUUUUUUUCAGAAGCAGGAUAACAAGUAUAAAUUCAAUGCGGAAACAGCGAGAUAUAUUGAUCUAUAUCCCAUUCAAAUGUGUUCUGUUGAUCAGUUAGAGAAUGGGAAAUCUGUCUUAUCGACAAAUUUUGAUACAUAUACGUUAAUUUUACAGCUAGGAGCAAUUUUAACGACUGUUAGCGAAUGGAAGUAUACCAAUCACAUCCUAAGAGUAAUUGUAUUUGUGGAGACUCCAGAGGAAAUUGAUGACGAGAGAGCAAGACUUUCGGAAUUGUUGUCUACAUUGCGUAUUAAUGCAGAACCUAAGAUUAUUUGUCUUAGUGAUGGGUCGCUACCAAUGUAUAAUUGUUUGAUUAAAGGAUAUACUCGAACUGCAAACAAUAAAGAAGAUUUCAAAAGGAUAGAUUCUUGCUUACAAAACGAUCAGUGGUGGAAGAAUUUAUCUAGUGCUAGAAGUGCCAUUAGGGACAUUGAAAGACAAAAAGCGAAAAAGAUGCAACAACAACGUGGUGAUGUCACACCACGAAAUAUCAAGAGGUUCGAUCCAUUAAAUUUGUCUAAUGGUGUAUCAUUCACUGAACAACUGCAACCUUUGAAUAUUGGAAAUGAAGGAAAUAGGAUGAGUUUUAAUGCCAAAAGAAGAGGUACGAUAUCUGAUUUACAUGAGCAAGGUAUUUCCUUAUCAUUAAAUAUGAGAUCACAAGGUGGUCUGUUUUAUCAUCAUGCAGUGGAAAGUAGCGAUGAGAGUGAAUCUGAGAUGGAUACGGAAAGUGAUUUUGAGCAACCUAAUAAUGAGUUCUAUGAUUCUGAAAUUUCAAUUUCAUCAAAUAGUUCAAAUCAAGUUGAUGGAGAGCCAUCAACAAACUCUCCUUUAUCUUCUACAGCUGGUAGUUCCACGAAUUUGAAACCUCAGCAGCCUACUAUAUCGAGAUACAAUCUGGGAAAUGUUGCGCUUGAGCACUUACGAAGGCACAAAGGAGGAAGCAAAGCCGAUGAUUUAUUUAAAAAUUCUCAAUCAUCAGAUCAACUUUCUCUUAGAUCUUCAGUUUCGAAUUUAAGGCCCAAUUUCCUGUCAGUUAAGAUGCCGCAGGCUAAAGUUAAUGAUGAUGAAGAUGGUUCUGAUGAUGAUAAUCUUCAGUCGAUCAGGUUUGUAGGAGAUGACGACAAAGGAGAAGAGGAUGAAGAGGAUGAAGAUGCCGAUGAUGAUGAUGAUGGUGAUGAUAAUGAUGGUGAUGAUGAUGAUGAGGGUCAAGAGGGUGAAGAUAUCACAAGUAGUAAAUCCAGGAGUAGCAGUGUCAGUCCAGCUGCCGUUGAUAGAGUGGACGAAGUAAGUGAGACUAUCAUAGAACACGCAUUCGCCAAGAAAACCCCAUCUAAAUUGUCUUCACCAUUAGCUAAACGAGACAGCUCAGUCGAUCCCCUUGCAAGCUUGCCUGGAAGUGGGACUGUAACUCCUCAAAAGCAAAGAGGUAGAACCACUGACCUUAAAAAUGAUAGGAGCCAGCUCGGAGCAGGAGUCAGAUCUCCAUCUCUAUUUUCAGUUCACGAGGAGGCAAUUAAGAAAUUGCGUACUCCUAAAUUCAGACCUGAGGAAGGUUUAGAGAAUGAUGAACCAAGCAAUUUGAACUUGAAUUCGAAUGCAAAGUCCCAAUCUCCAGAAGCAAUCGCAACUGAAUACAAAGGUGCCGCUCCAACUAAAAAAGAUGGAAUUUCUGAGGCUAUGAAAGACGAAGAGGAUGAUUCAAUUAGCUUGAAACAACUACAGGAAGAAUUGAAACAACUUACUUUUAACGAUUUGCCAGCAAAGGGACAGCAUUUGAUUUUGAAUGAGCUCAUGAAACUCAAUUCACCUGCUGAUCGCACCGAUAUUAUAUUUUCAACUUUACCAGCUCCACAAUUAGGAACACAUUUAGAUGAAGAUGAUUCCUUUGAGUACACCAAUAAUCUCUCGAUUUGGAUGAAUGAUCUUCCACCAGUCUUACUUCUCAACUCCCAGACUGUUACCGUUACUACUAACUUGUGA
Molecule: messenger RNA, 4266 nt
Organism: Dujonia railenensis
Lineage: Eukaryota; Fungi; Ascomycota; Pichiomycetes; Serinales; Debaryomycetaceae
Source: the annotation of a GenBank genome assembly